Molecule: messenger RNA, 2767 nt
Organism: Spea bombifrons (plains spadefoot toad)
Lineage: Eukaryota; Metazoa; Chordata; Amphibia; Anura; Pelobatidae
Product: ubiquitin carboxyl-terminal hydrolase 42-like
Exons: 8
Coding region: 36-2324 (762 amino acids)
Biological process (GO): protein deubiquitination; regulation of apoptotic process
Cellular component (GO): cytosol; nucleus
Molecular function (GO): cysteine-type deubiquitinase activity; cysteine-type endopeptidase activity
Source: RefSeq, a predicted model, not a curated record
UUUUGCCCGUUCCUUAUUUUAAGUGAGCCUCAUCUAUGUUCAUUUUGAGUUCCUAUAGAUUAAAGCUCUUUGGCAGAUGGGAAUCGUUGAGGGAAUUUGAUGCUUUGUCUUACAGGUGUAAACAAAUGGUAACCGCAUGUAAAAGAUUCACCAUCCACCGGACAUCGAAUGUGCUGACGCUAUCGUUGAAACGCUUUGCUAGCUUCACAGGAGGCAAACUUUCUAAAGAAAUAAAAUAUCCAGAAUAUUUUGACAUCCGUCCAUACACCUCCAAUCCCAACGGCGAACCAAUUAUUUAUGAUCUGUAUGGUGUCCUCGUUCAUUCUGGUUUUAGUUGCCACAGUGGACAUUAUUUCAGUUACGUUAAGGCCAGCAAUGACCAGAGGUAUCUAAUGAAUGACUCAUCCAGCACAGACAUCCGUACAGUGCUGAAUCAGCAGACAUACCUUCUGUUUUAUAUCAGCAGUCACAACGUAUACAAAUCUGUGCUUUCCUACUCUGUUGGCUAUUACUCCGCAGCCAUAAGAGCUUUCAAGAUUUUAUUUUUCAAUAUUGUCUGGCAUUCUCCAGAGAAAACAAAACACGUCAAUGGAGACCAUUUACAAAAAAUAAUUGUGAACAGCAAUGCCACUGUGAAAAGGUCAUCUUUAACUAGUGCAACAGUUAACCGACCAUCUGUCAGUUUAUCUGCAAACAAACAAAAGAUCACAAUAAAUAUAAACAAACUCUCUAAUCAUCAAACUAAAUUACACAAGACAGACUUUGGAAACAAGUCCAUCUCUUCGUCCCCUGCUACCAAGCAGAUCCCAGCACACUCUACCUCAAGAGUUUGUACUCCCCUGGCUCAUAAGCAGGUGCCUCAGAACACCUGUUCUGCACCAAUAGUAAAUGGCAAGUCCGGUGGAAGUUUGCGGACACUUGUACCUUAUGGGGAAGAAUCUUCUGAGGAGUCUGAAGAAGAGUUAAAGGGAUCAAAAGAGGCGCCUUUAAAUGGGAUUAUUGAACAAAAUGGACCUUCCCCGUUUAAUAACACAUCUUCCCUUGAUGGAAAAGACGUUACUAUUGCCCAGACAAAAGAGAUGUCUAUAUGUGCAGCUGCUCAGAAUGGUGUCCACAGCCCGAGUGCCAAUGGCAUCACAAACGGACUUUCUAGCUACAGUAAAGAAACUCUCCACUGCUCUAAUGGUCCUUCCAAAGCCGACGACCUAGAUUAUCAUGAUGACUCUGUUUUACCGGUGAUUGAGAAAUCGCUUCAUUCAACAACCUCCUCGAACAAACCAGAGAACCAGUCACCAGAGGAAAACAGAUUGCAAGAUUUAGGAGAUAACGCUACUGUCAACCAAAAUACUGCAGCUCAAAGUGAUAAACCUCCGUGUGUUGACAAGACUGCAACGCUGCGGUCUUCCCGAGAGGAGGGAAAGGCUCACGGUAACGUAAAUGGACAAGUUGCUGUCAUUGAAGCCACAUUCACCAACAGCCAUGAUUGGGUGUCUUCCACUACACAUCUGUUGCCUGAUCUUCAAGAGAGAUGUCCGGUUUUAAAAAAUGGACAUUAUUCUGCAAAUCUGGAUGAAGAGGCAUUUCCAAGCACCAAGCACAUCAAAAGGGGGAAUCAUCCAAGAAGUGAAAGGUGCCGCUCAGACAGCAGCGAGCGAGAAAAGUCUAAAAGUAACGGCCAUGGUCGUAGCCGGGAACGAAAAUCUUACAGUAGAGAGAGAAAGAAGUACGACUGCAGCCGACCAUCUCACGGCUUUGACUAUAGACACCGUGACAACUACAGAAGUCAGUACUCUCAUAAAGACUACGACAGACACAAUCAUUAUGGAAGAAGGUCAAGGAGCCCAGACUAUUCUAGAAAAUAUGACCAUCCGAAGAGGGCUCGUUCUCGCAGCCAUGAAAGGAACCAUCAGGAUAGAAAACAGAGAUGUGACAACUACCAAAAUCAUGAUUAUUCCAGUAGUUUUAGAAAUGCCAGAGAGAGGCCUUAUGAAGAGCGAGACAGUAGAGAUCACAGGAGCUGGUGGAGUCAUCAUAGUAGAGAGAAAGGACACGAGCACUUGUAUGAAGAUAGGCAUAACCGAUAUUACAUUCCAUCUGUACCUCGGCGCUCUGAUGGUUCUUAUGAGAGAACCAAAAACUCAGAGGAUCACUAUCACCACCAUUAUGAGGACACUUAUUACAGAAGGCGGCAACACGAGGACUUAAAAUCGAGACCAAAACCUUUUGAACGACAGAAUGGAAGAAAGCGCAGGUCCUCUGACAUCGAAGACAACUGUAACGUGGAGUUUGGCGUUAAGCGCAAAGUCAUGCGCAUUACAGCGUAAGCGGUUACAGAGUCCUUGAAAAUGUAAUCCUUUUCGCAUUGGUGAAAUCUUGAAGCAUCCUUCCUAAUCCAGCAAGUCAUCGAUUUUUAACUACAUUUAGUAUUUGUGAAGAGUAGAACAGUAAGGUGAAAUGGUUUCUUUAACCUGGUGUGUCUGUAACACCGUGCCAUACAUCGACAAAUAACACUACAUUUCGUUUGCGUUAUGGCUGCAUUAUAUGGGGAAGAAAGUAUGUUUUUUUUUAUUUUUUUAAUAUUUUUUUUUAAUAGCUUUUUUUAAAUUUAGGAUUGGGGAUAACAUUAAUAAGAUUUACUGCUGUCAGAUGUUCCGGGUGGCCUAUACGUACAGGUUAUCUUCCUAAUGCUAAAAUAUUGAUAAUUAGCAGUUAAAUAUGCAUAUAUAUAUUUAAUAUAUAAUUGAAAGUAGAUUUAUUCAGAGGUUAU